AUGAAAAUAAUUUUAUUUUUAGUUUUAAUUCUUUCAGUUUUACUUCAUGUAAAAUCUGAUACUCCAAGCCCAUCAUCAUCCCCAUCAUCGUCCCCAUCAUCAUCCCCAUCAUCAUCCCCAUCCGAUGUAGGCUUCAAUAUGUUUGUAGUUAAAAACAAAAAGGUUCCAAGCGAAUGUGAACAUACUUUUGUCAAAGAUGGAAAAAAUCAAACCGAAUACGAACUUAAAGUUUAUAUAAAUACCAAAUGUACUGCAGGCUGUGGUGGUAGUAUGAAGGUUGAUGUUGUAGAUAAACAACAAAAUACCUUCAAGCUUCUCUAUUGGGCAAAUAACAAUGAUAAAUGCGAAGCUAGCCAAUCAGAGGCCUGGAAUUUCCAAUGUAAAGAUUCAAACACUGCCAAUGAUCUUAAUGAUGUAUACACCGUUACCUGCCAAAGUGAUAAGAACCCACCAACUGAAUCUCCAACCCCAACCCCAAGUAACUCAACUCCUUCAACUAAAGCUCCAACCAACUCAACCUCCUCAACCAAUACUUCAACACCAGCUCCAACUACAAAACCAAAAGAUCAAACAGAAGCUCAAGGUUCAUCUGCAAACGCUUUGAUUGUUGGUUUUGGUGUUAUCCUUGCCUCAAUUAUAUCAACAUUGUUCCAAUUUCAUGAUGGUACUAUGACCAUUAAAGAUUACAGUAUCCAUUUUUGGAUUGGAGAGCUAUCAAUGUCAGAUGAAUCAAUUCAUUUUUGUAACGAAAGAAUUGAAGAAUUAGAAAGAAUAGUUGUUAAAAAUCAACAGUUUGAAACUACAAAUGGGACACAACCAAUUCUUUAUCGUGAAUUUCAAGGAAAAGAAAGCGAUCUCUUUAUGUCUUAUUUCAAGAACCAUGGUGGCCCACGUUAUGUUCCUCCAUUAAAGUUGGCAAGUAAUAGUAGUUCAAAUAAAGAAGCAAAAUACAAACUAUUCCAUUUGAAAGGUAGACGUAAUAUUAGAGUUAAGCAAAUCGAGGUUUCUGCUGGAAAUUUAAACUCUGGUGAUGUAUUUGUAUUAGAAGGUGAUGAUAUUAUCUUUCAAUGGAAUGGUUCCGAAUCAUCAAGACUUGAAAAGGGUAAAGGUCUCGAUCUUACUGUUCGUUUAAGAGAUGAAAAAUCAGCAAGAGCCAAAAUUAUUGUUAUGGACGAAAAUGAUAAUGAUGCAGAACAAACCGAGUUUUGGUCAAGAUUAAACGGAAAAAAAUCAGAUGUUCAACCUUCAUCUGCUGGUGGUGAUGAUUUAGAUUUUGAAAAGAAAUCAAUGGAAGAAAUUAAAUUAUAUCAAGUCGAUAAUGAAAAUGAAGAGGAGUUACAUUUACAUAUUAUAGAACCAAUUGGCGAAGUUUAUUCAACAGGACAAUUAAAGCCAGAAAACUGUUAUAUUUUAGAUUGUGAAACUCAAUUAUUUGUUUGGUUAGGUAAAAAGUCAUCAACUAAUCAAAAAACAAUGGCAACAUCUAAUGCAAUGGAUUUAUUGCACGAUGAUAAAAGACCAUCAUGGACCCCAAUUAUUAAAAUGUCCCAAGGUUCUGAAAAUACAUUAUUUAAAGAUAAAUUUAAAAAAGGUUCAUGGGGUGAAUUUGUUCAAAAAGACUUUGAUAAAAAGGUUACUGGCAAAAUUGCUCCAAAACAACAACAAGAAAAAGUUAAUGUCGAUCAACUACACAACCCAGAAAAAUACCAAUUGGCAAGAGAAGAAAGAAAAUCAACUAUUCCAACCUGUCACCACAUUGAUGAUAGACACAAGGGUCAAUUAAGAAUCUGGCAUGUUAGAAACCGUGAUAAAUUUGAAAUUGCUGAAUCUGAAUUUGGUCUUUUCUUCAAUCAAUCAUGUUAUUUGGUAUUGUUUACCCUUUCAAGUAUUGAUGGAUCAACAAACUCUAUACUUUACUAUUGGCAAGGUAGAUUCAGUAAAAGCGAAGACAAAGGUGCUGCUGCAUUAUUGGCCAAAGACGUAGGCAAAGAAUUAAACACUCCAUGUAUUCAUGUUAGAACCGUCCAAAAUAAAGAACCAAAACACUUUUUAGAACAUUUUAAGGGCCAUAUGGUUGUAUUUAAAGGUGCAAGAUCAUCAACAACAGAGCUAUCUUUUGAUAAGGUUUCAUUAUCUGGUCUUUAUCAUGUUAGAGGAACUGAUGAAACUGAUACCAAUGCAAUUCAAGUAGAACAAGUAGUAUCAUCAUUGGACUCGAAUGACUCAUUUAUUUUUGUUGAUCAACAGGGUUCAUCAUAUAUUUGGGUAGGUAGAUACUCUGAUGAAAAACAAGCUGCUCUCACCAUCUCUCAAAAUGUUUUCAAAGGUUAUUCAUUCAAUGUUAUAUCCGAAGGUGAAGAAUCAUCAGAAUUUUGGGAAUCAAUUCAAAGUGGCUCAAGCACUUUAGCCGAAAAAAAAUAUUACAAGACUUUAAGAACUGUAGAACAAGAAAAAAAAAGUCGUCUUUUCCAAUGCUCAGCAAACUCAGGUGUUUUUAAAGUAUUUGAAAUCUUUGAUUUCUCUCAAGAUGAUUUAGACUCUGAUGAUGUUAUGAUUUUAGAUAAUCAAAAGCAAAUCUUUGUUUGGGUCGGUAAAGAAUCAAGCGAUACUGAAAAACAAAUGUCUAUGGAAACUGCUAUGGAAUAUUUAAUGAAUGCUCCAAACGACAGAAAAGAUGAUCCAAUCUAUAGAGUUGAAGAUGGUAAUGAACCAUUGGAAUUUAUUUUCAAUUUCCAUGCAUGGGAUUCUAAUAAACUUCGUGAAGAUUCUUACAAAUCUAAAUUAGACUCAAUUCUUAAAGGAACUGCUGGUGGAAUCCCAAUGGUUUUACCUCACCCAAAUGCCCCCUCCUCAUUAAAGCCAUCAACUAGAUCUGUUCCAACUCAUCAAACAAAUCAACCAUCACAACCCAAUUUUAAAGUUAAUUUAAAACCAACCACAGCAACAGCAUCAAAUAAAUCCGAUUCUGCAAAUCCAUCACCAGCUUCAACAAAUGCCUCUGCUCCAACCCCUAAAAAUACCUCUGUACCUAUUCCAUCAACACCAAAAACCGUCACAUCAUUCUAUCCAUUAGAAGUAUUACAAAAAAAACCAUUACCAUCAGAUGUUGAUCCAACAGCUAUUCACUUACAUCUCUCUGAUUCAGACUUCUUAGUUUCAUUCAAACUCACAAAAGAACAAUUUAUUGCUUUACCUGCUUGGAAACAAAAAAAUCAACGUGUUUCUUUAAACCUUUAUUAA
Molecule: messenger RNA, 3240 nt
Organism: Dictyostelium purpureum
Lineage: Eukaryota; Evosea; Eumycetozoa; Dictyosteliales; Dictyosteliaceae
Exons: 3
Coding region: 1-3240 (1079 amino acids)
Biological process (GO): actin filament severing; cytoskeleton organization; barbed-end actin filament capping
Molecular function (GO): phosphatidylinositol-4,5-bisphosphate binding; actin filament binding
Source: RefSeq, a predicted model, not a curated record